Molecule: messenger RNA, 6735 nt
Organism: Ctenopharyngodon idella (grass carp)
Lineage: Eukaryota; Metazoa; Chordata; Actinopteri; Cypriniformes; Xenocyprididae
Gene: camsap2a
Product: calmodulin regulated spectrin-associated protein family, member 2a
Exons: 18
Coding region: 447-4715 (1422 amino acids)
Biological process (GO): neuron projection development; negative regulation of microtubule depolymerization; cytoplasmic microtubule organization
Cellular component (GO): microtubule minus-end
Molecular function (GO): microtubule minus-end binding; calmodulin binding; spectrin binding
Source: RefSeq, a predicted model, not a curated record
CGCGCAUGCGCAGAUGGCUCAGUCUCACACACUGCUGCAGGGAGACCGCAGGACGCUGGAUGAAUAGAGGGAGAAUAACCGUAAAUAUCCAGAUGGGAAUAUGUGGGCAGAGCAUGGCGAGGUCCUAAAGAAGACAAAGACUUUUUAGAUAGCUCUUUUAAAUCGGAACAUGAGGGAUUAUUAAGGAGAAAAACAGCUGAAUUCAAAUGGGGUACCAGAAUGGAUGAAGCUGUAUGGGCAGAACCCCACUUUUAUUACCGGAUCGGAGCGAAUUUGAUGUGAAAAUAAGCCCAACCGAGUGUUUGAACAGCGAUAGGACACAUGUAUGUUACAAAAUCUGAUAUAUAUGUGAGAGAUAAAAAGCAAAAAGUCAGAUUUGAUGCAUUGAAUUCCUUCGGAGAGAUGUCAUCGUUGUAAGUACUGGAUGUGACACUGCAGCUGUGAAUAUGGGAGAUCUGACCGACUCCAGGGAUCCGAAAAAGACUUUCAUUGUUCCUGCCAUCAAGUCUUUUGAACAUUAUGAUUUUAAUAGAGCUAAAAUCAGAGCAAGCCUCACAUGGCUGGUGGCCAAAGCCUUUGGUACAGACAAUGUUCCAGAAGAACUGAACGAGCCCUUCUACAGGGACCAGUAUGAGCAGGAGCACCUGAAGCCUCCUGUAGCCGGCCUGCUGCUGUCGGCUGAGCUGUACUGCCGAGCAGGAAGUCUGAUUCUGAAGAGCGACGCCGUCAAACCUCUGCUGGGUCAUGACGCCGUCAUCCAGGCUCUGGCUCAGAAGGGCCUGUAUGUCACCGACCAGGAGAGACUGGUGACUGAGAGAGACCUGCAAAAGAAACCCAUUCAGAUGAGCGCCCACCUGGCCAUGAUUGACACGCUGAUGAUGGCGUACACAGUGGAGACGGUGAGUGUAGAGAAGGUGAUGGCGUGCAUGCAGCAGUACUCCACCGAUUACCCAGACGGAGAUGUGCCCUAUGACACAGAGGAUGCGGUCACCAGCUGGAUGAAUAAGGUGAACGAAUACUUGAAGGAAAUCAUAAUUCAAGAGCAAAGGAGAAUGGAGGCGCAGAACGCAGAGCCUGUUGAGAAUCCAAAGUCUCCAACCAAGUGGUAUAUGAAGCUGGUUCCUGCACGUUAUAGGAAGGAGCAGGUUCUGCCCAAGAUGGUUCCCUGGAUCCCCCCGGUGGACAACCUCCUGAAGGACAGCACAGAUGGCUGUGCCCUCGCCGCCCUGCUGCACUUCUACUGCCCCGCCAUCGUCAGCCUUGGAGACAUUUGCCUGAAGGAGACCAUGUCACUGGCAGACAGUCUGUACAACCUACAGCUCAUCCAGGACUUCUGCAGGGAGCACUUGAACCACUGCUGCCACUUCAACCUGGAGGACAUGCUCUACGCUCAUUCUUCCCUCAAAAAUAACUAUCUUGUGUUUAUGGCUGAGCUCUUCUGGUGGUUCGAGGUUGUUAAACCACAAUUUGUUCAACCUCAGGUGUUGGACACUGAAGCACCAGCCCCUUCACUAAAAAAUCUGCCAUCUGUGCCCAUCUCAAAAGUCACAAAGAGAAGUUUCAUGGAAAGACCUCCUAGUCCAGACAGACCAAGUCUCCCCCUCCGACCUCAACCACAGACUUCAGGCUCAGGUGAGAUCAGGCGAUCAACCUCAAUGUCAUUUGUGGACAGCUUCAUGGGUACUUGGCCCAAGGAGAAGAAGUCUGCUGCUCAGGGUGUGUCCUUUGAAAUCCCAUUUGAUAAAGAGUGCACCAAUCAAACACCUACUGGCCGAGGAAUGACUCGGUCUGCCAGCACUGAAGGUUUUGGUUUCAAGAUGCCCCACGGGACAAGGGGCAUCAAGAGAAACCUGUCCUUUCAGCCUGUCAAUGGCAAGAACAUGGGCAUUGAGGAGGAAGGCUGUCCUGACAGCCAGCCACAAAAUCUUAACAGCCGUCUAAAUGGCUCAGGGCCACCUAGCAUCGAAGAGGCCCUUGAGAUCAUCCACAACUCAGAGAAGCAAUCACAGAGCCCCAGGGCCCAUGCGGCCGGUGAGGGCUUUUUUCUUCACCUGCAGAAUAAAAGUGAACUGAAUCCCAAAGUAAAGGAUGGCGAGCUAGACUCCAUUUCAGAAUCAUUCAAAGGGGUUGCUAGCUCAUCCACCACCGAAGUAGACACCGGCAUCCAUGUGCGGACAGAAGACAUCCAAGAGACAUUAGAUGAGGACUCAUCCCUUAGGGAUUGUACUGUCAGCAUGGAGCUUGACACAGAUCAAGACUUUGAGGCAAGAGCUUGCCAUAGCCAAGGCUCUAUUAGCCCAUGCCCCAGCAGCCUUGGUGCCAAGUCCCCUGCCGGAAGUAUCCCAGCCCCUGCUUUUACACCUGGGAUAAAGAUGACCAGCUUUGCUGAGCAGAAAUUCCGUAAACUGAAUCCAAAUGUGGAGGCCAAAGGUGGUGCUUCCCAAGGCACAACACCAGAUGGUUCAGAUCUCACCAUUCCUCACUCUGUCUCCUGGGCCCCUUCGCCUGAUAUUAGCCCUGCACAUCAGCCGUCCAAGGACCCAGCCCAGGCCAUGGCUACAGAAAUGGUGCAACUGCGCAUGAGACUUGAGGAGAAGCGUCGAGCCAUUGAAGCCCAGAAAAAGAAAGUGGAGGCGGCCUUUACCCGACACCGUCAAAAGAUGGGACGCAGUGCUUUCCUCACGGUUGUCAAGAGGAAAGGAAUAGAUGGCACCUCACCAUCUCAGGAGGACACUCCCAGCUCAGAGGGAAGCAAGACGCCAGUGGAGACACCCCAACCUGACAAGUCUCCGCUGAAGUCCGCAGGUGAGGACAGCACAUGCGAGGCGGACCUGAUGGAAUAUACACGCUCCAUUGAGAAGCUCAAUGCUUCCCUGAGCUUCUUGCAGACUGAGAUGCAGCGACUUGCCCAGCAGCAGGAGGUAAUCAUGCAGAUGCGGGAGCAACAGGCCUGGGUUGUGUCACCACCUCAACCUUCGCCACAAAAGCAGGUACGAGAGCUCAGAGGGAGUGGGACACGCUCUUCUGGGUCUCCCUCACCUGCAGAUUCCCCUAGAGCUACACACCGUUCCCCUACAAACCUUAAGCGGAAGUCUGCUUCUUUCCAUUCCAAGACACCAAGGACACCCAGACCCAGUGAGCUAAAGAUCACUCCCUUCAACCGAGUCUUGACCGUUCCACAGUCAGUGGACAGCAUCCCACGCCUCAGAAGAUUCUCCCCUUCUCAGUCCGUGUCCUACUCGUUUUCUUAUUUGGGAAGCGAGAAGAAACCACCAUCAGGAGCUGAAACCACAGACAAGGACAUUGAACAAGGCCUUGAGGCAUUGUCUAUUGAAUGUUCUUCUGGAACUAACAUCUCCCCAACCAAAGAAACUCAACAGGCAGUAACCGAAGACACUGACUUGAGUGCUAAGGAGCCAGAAGAUAAAGGGAACAAACCAACAGAAGAAAGGGAAAAGCUGAAAAAGCCAACAGAUGAAAUUAAGCCUGCAGUGGAAUCUAAUGUGUCAGAAGUCUUGUCGCAGAUUGUAAUGGAGACCGUUUUUGUCACUCCCACCGAGCCAGUUGACAUUGCCCAUCAGACCAACAAAAAUUUGAUUGAGGUUCCACUGUCUGUUCUCAAGCCCCUGGAUGGACAGGCGUUAGAAGAGGAAGGCGAAAAGGAGACUUCAGGGGAAAAUCAGGACGAUGAGCAGAAAAUGUCCUGUGGAUUCUUCUUCAAGGAUGAUAUGAAAGGAGAGGACAGCAUGGCCAUGAAACGAGCGGCACUUCUGGAGAAAAGGCUGAGAAGAGAACGGGAGAGCCAGCAGAGGAAACAACAGCUGGAGGCAGAGCUUGAGCAAAAGAAAGAGGAGGCCCGGCUGAAAGCAGAGGAAGACCGCAUGAAGAAGGAAGAAGACAAAGCCCGGCGGGAAUUUAUCAAGCAGGAGUACCUGAGGAGAAAACAGCUGAAGCUUAUGGAGGACAUGGACACGCUUGUCAAACCGCGGUCUGUGGGGGCCAAGCAGAGGAAACCAAGGCCCAAGUCCAUCCACAGAGAUGUGAUGGAGUCCCCCAGGACUCCUGUCAGGGCCACGGCAGGUUCACGACCUCGUGUUUUUUCAGUGUCCAGUCUGUCUCUGGCCUCUCUUGGAGAUAAUGACAGUGUCAACUCGGAUAGGAAAACACCCAGUAGGCCUGACUCGGCAGACGGUUGCCUUUCGCCCACUCGCUCCAGCAGUCGUAACGGAGAGAAAGACUGGGAGAAUGGUUCCACCACAUCCUCACUCACAUCCAACACCGAAUACACAGGUCCUAAAUUAUAUAAGGAGCCCAGUGCAAAGUCAAAUAAGCAUAUAAUUCAGAAUGCUUUGGCACAUUGCUGUUUGGCUGGCAAAGUCAAUGAGGGACAGAAAAACAAGAUUUUGGAGGAAAUGGAGAAAUCAGGGGCCAACAACUUUCUGAUCCUGUUCCGGGAUUCCGGCUGCCAGUUUCGCUCUCUUUACACGUACUGCCCCGACACGGAGGAGAUCACCAAGUUGGCCGGCAUCGGUCCUAAAACCAUCUCACGCAAGAUGAUCGACGGCCUCUACAAGUACAACUCGGACAGGAAGCAGUUCAGCCAAAUUCCAGCCAAGACCAUGUCUGCAAAUGUCGACGCCAUCACGAUCCAUAGCCACCUGUGGCAGACCAAAAAACCAGGAACACCGAAGAAAGUAGCGGCCGUAAAGUCCUAGUGUUUCUCGACGUCGGAUGUACACAAUCUCAAUGCACUUGUUUGUACAUAUUCUAAUCAUACAACACUUUUUACACUCUUCCGUCAGAUUUUGUUAGGACACACAAGUUGGCGAAAAUUAUGCACAACUGGUAUGUAAAACUCUACGGGGUGGCAAAUGGAUCAAACUCAUGUGUCUAACACCCAAGACUGUCUGAUUCAAGUUGUUUUACUGCACCGUGUAUGUGUUGUUUUUAUGUAAAUGUGCCAAAAAAAGGAAAUAAUGAAAAGUUGUCAUGGAUGACCUAUUUUAAUUUGGUACACUAAAGCACUGAAUGUUCUUAGUUUGUACAUAAAUCUCGCACAUAUGUUGACGUGUGGCCUUAUGUUGCUGUUUUGUUUAAAUUUUAAUCUUGUUUUUAUUAGAUUUAUUUUUUACGAUUGUCCUGUUAUGAUUGUACGGCUGCUUAUGGAAAGGUUCUCACAUGCAUAGCUUGUGAUUAUAACAGUUUAGUACUGCAAGGGAAUCCUGUCAUAUCUAGUAUUCAUUAACCAGUGUGUUAAAGUGCAGUGAGUGGCGUUGUUUGCAGGCCGAACCCACUUUUGAUGGGUUUUUCAACAUUAUCUAAUGGCAUUGAUUCACAGCAGGAUUGUGAAUUCAUUUAAUUUCGUUCCUGUAGGUGUAUUAACUUUUUUUAUAUAUAUAUAUAUAUAUAUAUAUAUAUACAUUUUGUUUUGUUUUGUUUUUUUGACCGACUGAAGGAAAUGUUCAGCUUAAUGAUCUAUUUAAUCAAUAUUUAUCUUUCAUAAAAGGUCUUAAAUAAGACUAGGGGUUAGAAAACCAAACCUUUCUGUUAUAUCGGUUUAUUAUUGUUGGUGCGAAAAAAAAAUCAGGUGUAUUAUGAUAGACUGAAUUGUUUCAACGAUAUUUCCAUGGAUUAAGAUAUGCUGGAGUAAUAACCAUUUUCAAAAUACUUUUGUACUGUAAUGUAUGCUUGUGCUUACUGAUCUGAAGUAUUUCUCUGUCCUGGGUCACACAGAACUAUUAAAAGCAGUUUACCAAAUGAUAUUUUACCGGAUUGUUGGAGACAUUUCCAUGUUUUGCGACUGAGGGCUAAAUCAUUUGAAUGGUAAAUUAUUUAAAAUAAUAAAUAAACUUUUUGACUUGUUGAAGAGGUCAAAACAAGCCACAUUUUGUACGCCUGGAGUCUCUGUGGCAUUUUAAGACAUUGUGAAUCACAGUCUGUUAGCAUUCCCCCGUAAGGUGCGAUCAUAUUAGCGAAAUUUUGCUAAAGUGAAAUUUCUUGGGCAAAAAUGGCCAUUGUCAACAGUGUAGUGAUGUAUGAAGCAUAGCUCACACCAAGUCAUUUUCAAACCAAACCGCUUUCUGUUGGUCAAAGCGGCGAAUUUGCGUGACCAACUUCAAUCCGUUGCGAACUCUACAUGGGGACAUUUUUGCGAAAUUACCAAUAUUGCGAAUACCUAUUGAAAUGACACGAUUUCAACAGCGAACAUUUGCCGAACAAUGAUAGUUAAAUGUGACCGCACUUUUAAUCGUCUUAAGGCAAAAUGUGGCUGUAUACGGGUAGAGGCGUUUGUUGCCUGACGAAAAAAACAGCCUUCCUUUUGUGCUCUUCAUUUCAGUAGGAAUUGUAAAAAUUGUCAUUAUUUUUGACUCCUGAAACAAACUUGCACACAUGUUCUCACAUACAAACAUCUAUUAAGUAGUUCUGACUGAUGUGUCUGUGUUUGGAAUGGAAAUAAUGCGCACAGCCUUUAAUACAAAGUACCCUGUUAGGACGCCAUCUUUAAUCCAUUAGAAAGGUACUACUGUUGUACUACUGGAAACGGAAUUAUUGUUUGGUCAUUUCUGGCCACAAAUGAGGGUUACUUAACUGUAAAUGAGCACGAUUGAAUACUGUACAGUGUGUGUUCUCUGAUUUCUCCAGCACGUCUCUCUCUUUUAUUUUCUUUCAGGCGUGCAUAUUGUUCAAAUAACAUGUUCGAUUUCAAUUGCAUUCAAUAAAUUUCGCAUGGCCUCA